AUGUACCAUGUAGCGGAGAUGGUCCGUGACGCCCGGCGUGACAUGGCGGAGCGUCAUGACGGCGCGUCGCCCGGUUUCGUGUGGAGUACGCUGUCGGCCUUCACGCCCUUCCCGUUCCUGCUGGCCCUGUGCGGCCAGAUCUCCAGCAGCCUCGUACGCCGUGCCCCCGAUCUGGUGAAACGUGCAGCCGGCGCAACGCGUGACUGUGUCGUGGAUACUGCAACGCAGACGCACGACCGGAUCGUGGAGCUACGCUUGACAUGCACCCGCACAGGCCAACGACUGUUCUACCGCAUCAAGGUGAAGGUGGAGACCACGCGACUCCCGGGCCCACUCACCCCACUUCAGAGUCAAGUGGCCGUGCCCUUCCUGCGUGGCGUCGAGGGGUUCGCGCAGUUCGUGACCAGUGAAGAGCUGCCGGAGCUCUACUUUGUGGCCAAGAAUUCCAUGCGACGCAGCUUCUUCUUGAGGCAUGUGGUGCUGCCGCCAUUGGGAGCGGCUGAGAGUGUAGUGAGAUACGUUGUCAUCUUUCCCAGUCAUAUCGUGUUCCCGUCCAGAGCCGAGAUCGAAGACAGGACGGACUUGUUCUUGGAAGGAAGCACAACGCGUGUACAGGCGCUGGUGGAGCAUUUGUACUCGGCCACAGAAGUACUGGAUCAACACUUGAGUAUGGUGCAAUGGAACAUUCUAGGACGAGGACCUUACGAGUCGCUGAGUGCUUCAAGACGCAGUGAAGUGAUCAGAUCUGUGCAUCAGAGGAUGCGCAUCAUCGCGUCGCACUACAAACUGUUCGAGUUCUUGGCUACUAUCAAACUACAAAACGAAAUGUUGUACUCUGACCUACAGCGCGAGUUCCCGGACGCAGGCGGUGUCCCUCUAACCCCGAAACAGGUUGCAGCUAACGAAGCCCUGACGGCUGAACUGGCGGAACAGGAUGCAAACGCAUUCCCUAUUUGGUUUUACAAGAAGGUUGACAUUACGAGUGGAAAUGGGCAAGUAUUGCCCAGUGGAUUGAAUGGACGUACCAAGUCAGCGUCGGAUACUACCAGUACAGCUACCCAGUCUACCAAUUCAAGUGUCAAUGCCAGCACUACAGGCGUAUCGGGGUCAGGCGGUUGGAUUGAGUUUCCAGCUCACGAGGGUCGUCGACUUGAACGCAAAUAUCGAUGGUAUCAGCAACAGAAGAGCAAGAUUCCAGGCCCCACGGGGCCUUCCAGCGUCGUUUUAGUGGACGAAGGUCGGCAUGAAGUAGACUUGGAGAGCAUGCGUAUGACGCCGGUGUACUGGCCAGCGCUAGAGGAAAUUAUCGUGUGUCGUUCUCGUUGGGUCUACGCUCAACGCAACUACGGUCUAGCUCCAUACAACACAGAGGCAGCGACAGUUCUGGAAAAUGCUUUCGUAUAUUACUUGGGGCUGUACGCGCUCGAGAAGCAGCGACUGAUGGAUAUCGAGGCACAGAAGCCACGUGGUUUCUUCAGCUCCCGUGCCAGUCUCACUGAGGCGGUUCUGGCAGCUCGGGUUGAGAAGGACUGCACUCUUAGCAUCCCAGUGGAAGGCCACUUGGUGGAGUUCAAAGGCCCGCAGGACAUCAUGCAGUACAAGCGCUUGUUGGCUGGAACGACGCCAUUUACGAGUAAACGUCGUGUGUAUCGUGGAGAUCCGCGUGUUCGUGCUGAUCCCAGUACCUUGCAGCUCUGGAAAGAUGCCAUGGAAUGUGAUCCAGCUACAGGUAAUGCGCUGAAGGUAACUGAGGAUGACAAGGACAUUGAAGAGGAGAUCGAGCAUCUUGUACUGAUCGUACAUGGAAUCGGUGACGCGCUGAAGACGCUUGAUCUGAUCAAUGUGGUGACGCUGCGCUCUAUCAUCGAUUGCUCGACAACACUACGGGAGUUGAACCGUGAAGCUCUACGCUCGGCGCACUUCGCUCACUUGAAUGGAGAAGACGCGGAAGAUGCCACUGAAGACGACGAGAAGAAGGCUACACGCCAACCGCGUGUGGAGUUCUUGCCUAUUGAGUGGCACUCGAAGCUGCACAUGGAGGGUCUGGAUCAACUCAUUCGAGACGUGACAUUGCCGGCCAUCCCUAAGCUUCGUGAGCUGGCCAACGACACAGUUCUGGACGUGCUCUUCUUCAUGUCGCCUUUGUUCCACCAGGUCAUUUUGGACGAAGUGGCCAAGGAAAUGAACCGCGUGUUCACACUCUUCCAGUCGCGUCAUCCAGACUGGAUGGAAUUGAGUCGUCCAGGUGGAGGGAAGCGCAAGAAAGUGUCAAUUGUUGCCCACUCGCUUGGAUCCAUCAUCUGCUUUGAUAUUCUCAAUCAUCAGCAAGUGUACAUGCAGCAAUCGGAAGGCACACGGUGCACGGACGACGAAGGCAGCAGCGACGAAGAAGACGUGGACGGGGACGAGGAUGGUAGCAGCACAAGUAGCGACGAUGGAGAAGUCGCAGUCAAUGGCGUGCCGACUGACAACAUGUUCGGCUUCGAUAACGUCGUUGCCAAUCGGAGUUUGAAGCGCCGCUCACGGUCGAUGUCGGAGAUGUCAAGUACGAACGGAACGUGGAGAAACUCGCCACAUUCAUUGCAUCAGACGGAUCAGGAAAAGCAAGACUCCAUUCGACGUGUGUCUCCCAAAACCCGACGCACCGGCAGGACUAUGGCGUCUCGCCAUAAAAACACGGCUAAGAAGACCAAAGCAGCGAAGAAGCACACACUUCCUGCAUCUAGUGCUGUCCCAACUGGAGUCAAUGGCGCUGUCCCGUUGGUCCCAAAGCUUGCGUUCGACGUGGAAGAUCUCUUUUGCUUCGGCUCGCCCGUGGGUCUGUUUCUUAAUGUACGUGGACAGAAGCUCGAUCGCGACUUCCAGCUGCCGCGAUGUCGUCGAGUAUUCAACAUUUACCACCCGUACGACCCGGUGGCGUAUCGUAUUGAGCCCAUUAUGAACCCGGCGCGCGCUCACUCGAAGGCCGCGAUCAUUCGCACGUUUGAGGGCAAGUUGCGCUUCCAGUACCAACUGCGUAACUCGUUCCGAGCCAUGUGGGCUUCGCUUCGUCAGUGGCGUCGCGACUUCGAGCGCCAAGUGCUAGCCGGAGCGCACAGCGUGGGGCUGGUGGAAAGCCCUGCUUCCAUGACGCCGCUGUCCGAUGCGCUUGCUCUCGUAACACAACCGUAUCAAUUGCAACGGCGUCCGGACGAGGUUCAGGAAGAGCAGCAAAGAGAGGAACGAGAAGGCGAUGAGACUACAGAGAACGUCGCGGUGUUCGGUCGGCUGUGUCAAGGUCUCCCCAUCGAUUACUCGCUCCAGGAGAACGAGAUCGAGAUUGCGAACGAGUAUUUAUUCGCCCUCACGGCGCACGUCAUUUAUUGGAACAACCGGGACGCGAGUCUGUUUGUGGCACAGAAGCUCAUUCUAGAGCCGGCCAUUGAGAACUGGCCCAGCAGCAGCGAGCAGGAGGCACCGGUGGAGCGUUUGGAAGGCCAGGAGACGCGGCAGAUCAGCAACGGCAUAAUUAUUAGCAGUGAAAAGCUGCGCGAGAAGGAGGAGGCGACGGCUUCGUCCGAGGUGUCCUCGGGCUCGGACGACGAGUUCGAGGUCUCGCUGCGUCGAAGAAGACGUGCACUCUAG
Phytophthora nicotianae INRA-310 is the source of this 3624-nucleotide messenger RNA. RefSeq lists its product as hypothetical. NCBI's taxonomy places the organism in Eukaryota, Oomycota, Peronosporomycetes, Peronosporales, Peronosporaceae. The record is from RefSeq and is a predicted model, not a curated record. Gene Ontology annotation, molecular function: metal ion binding. Bases 1 to 3624 code for a protein of 1207 amino acids. The transcript has a single exon.